AUGUGGACUUUGAAAGUGUGCAUCUUCGCCGCAGCUGCCAUUCUGAGUGCUGCAACAGCUGAAAACGACGCGGGAGCUCCUGCCGACGCCAAGAAGACUGAGAAAAGGGGUGUUUAUGGCGGCUACGGGGCUGCAGGGGGUCUGGGCACAAGUGGUGGUUAUGCCGGAUAUGGAGGCGGUGGUCUAGGUGGAGUCGCCAGCGCCGGAGCAAUCGGUGGAGGCGGCAUCGGAGGUGGACUCGGUGGAGCCGGCAUUGGAGCUGGACUCGGUGGAAGUGGAACAGAUGUGGUUCCAUUGGUGUUGGUGCAAAAUCCACAUCCAGUUCCUGUGCCUGUACCCGUCACCAGGAAGGUCCAAGUAGUCAUUCCUGUGCCAGUGGCCCAGCCGGUUCCUGUCAGCGUGGGUGGUGUGGGUCUCGGGGGCGGCAUUGGUGGAGGAGCUGGACUUGGUGGUGGUCUCGGAGGAGGAGCCGGAUUUGGGGGUGGCUAUGGCGGAGGUGUCACUGGGGGCGCAUCUGGUCUUGGUGGCCUGGUCGGAGGCUUCGGAGGUUAUGGGGGUUAUGGAGGUUACGGAGGCUACGGAAAGGGAGGUGGCCUGGGUGGAGCUGGAGGUGUGACUGGCUACUCCAGCGUGACCAUUUCUACUGGCGGCGGUCAUCACUUCAAGGGGUAA
This is a messenger RNA of Schistocerca americana (American grasshopper), 672 nucleotides long. Its product is annotated as glycine-rich cell wall structural protein 1-like. The record is from RefSeq and is a predicted model, not a curated record. Lineage: Eukaryota; Metazoa; Arthropoda; Insecta; Orthoptera; Acrididae. The transcript is spliced from 3 exons. The coding region runs from base 1 to 672 and encodes 223 amino acids.